This is a messenger RNA of Lolium perenne, 1326 nucleotides long. RefSeq lists its product as uncharacterized. Gene Ontology annotation, molecular function: acyltransferase activity, transferring groups other than amino-acyl groups. The record is from RefSeq and is a predicted model, not a curated record. NCBI's taxonomy places the organism in Eukaryota, Viridiplantae, Streptophyta, Magnoliopsida, Poales, Poaceae.
CUCGGCUCCAGACCUCCAGAACAGUGGAACUAGCAGCCACCAGCAAGUAGCCGCGAAAUUAAGUGCGAAGCCGCCCACCACUUGCAAGCAGGCACCGGCAACCAACGGAGCUCCAAAAAAUGGCGGCGGCGGCAGCAGGAGCGAAGCCGCAGGUGCACAUCGAGUCCGUGCAGACGGGCCUGCCGACGCGCGUGGUGGGGCCGGACCGGACGCGCCUCAUCAACGUGUCGGCGCCGCCGCUGCCCGAGGCGGCGCUGCAGCGGCGCCUGCGGGCGGUGCUCUACUACCGCGCUGACGAGGCGGCGUGGGAGGAGGGCAUCUGGGUGAAGGAGUCGCUAGGCGAGGUGCUGUGCUUCUUCCCGGAGAUGGCGGGGCGGCUCCGGCGCCGCGCGGACGGGUCGUGGGAGGUGAAGCUGAACGACGCCGGCGUGCGGUUCCAGCAGGCCACGGUGGAGGCGAGCCUGGAGGAGUUCCUGGCGGACAAGGACCUUCCCCGGAAGGAGGCUGCGCUGGCGCCGUGGGUCGACGUGAGCGCCGAGGACCCCGACAUGUGCUCGCUCCUGUUCAUGCAGCUGAACCGGUUCCAGGACGGCGGGUACGCCGUCGGCGUGAGCUGCACGGCGCUGCUGGCCGACCCGCGGUCGCUGGCGAGGUUCCUCCUCGAGUGGGCGCGCAUCCACGCCGAGAUGAAGGAGAAGAACAAGACCCUGCUCCGCCCCAUGAUGCAGUACAUGGCCUACUUCCAGCGCCCGGAGCUCUGCUGCAGGCGCAUCAGGUCCUUCCCCAUCGACUCCGCCGCCGCCGACGGCGUCCGCGCCCGGACCGUGCUGUUCAGGACCUCCGCCGCCGUCGCCGGCGGUGGCGGCGACCUCCGCGCGCUCGCGGCCGCCUGCAUGGCCCGGGCCACCGAGGAGCUCGGCGCGGACAUGGCGUCGCAGUUCACGCUCGUCGUCGCCCCCGCGGACCCCGCCCGCGGCGCCACUACCGUAGAGGCGUCGGUCGCGGCGGACGGCAUCAAGACCGGGCACAAGCUGGAAGCUGCGGAGUGGAGCGAGCUCGGGCUGGAGGAGCUGACGCUCCGGGGCGCCAAGCCAGUGCAUGUCUCGUGCAGGAUCGUGGCGGGCGGAGAGGAAGGCUUCGUCGUCGUCAUGCCUGAUGGCGAUGGAUUCCUUGUCACCGCCACCAUACCCAACUAGAGACAAGCGAGGACAAAAAAGGGAUCCGUUCCAUUACUUCUACUACAAGCAUUUGUGUUGCGGGGACUCAAAUAAUCAAUGUUGGCCGUCGAUUUCCACAAAAUUAUAUUAAUUAUGCAGUAUACGAUUA